Messenger RNA from Epinephelus fuscoguttatus (brown-marbled grouper), 1072 nucleotides. RefSeq names its product MAD2 mitotic arrest deficient-like 1 (yeast) (gene mad2l1). Gene Ontology annotation, cellular component: nucleoplasm; kinetochore; cytoplasm. Gene Ontology annotation, biological process: mitotic spindle assembly checkpoint signaling. Lineage: Eukaryota; Metazoa; Chordata; Actinopteri; Perciformes; Serranidae. The record is from RefSeq and is a predicted model, not a curated record. The transcript is spliced from 5 exons. Bases 97 to 705 code for a protein of 202 amino acids.
UGACAAAAUUCAAACUGAACGGCGGGUAGCUGAAACUCAGACAGAAAAAACAUAUCAAGAGUGCAUUGUUAAGAAUUCAACCAAAAGCGUUUGAAAAUGACCAGCACGUUAAAGGGAAUUACUCUCAAGGGAAGCGCAGAGCUAGUGGCCGAGUUCUUCUCAUUUGGUAUUAACAGCAUCCUGUACCAGCGGGGCAUCUAUCCUCCAGAGACAUUCACCAGAGUCACCCACUAUGACAUGAGCCUUCAACUUACCACUGAUCCCAAACUGAAGAACUACCUGACCAAUGUGGUGUCUCAACUCAAAGAGUGGCUGUUUGAAUGCACAGUGCAGAAGCUGGUGUUGGUGAUCACAUGUCUGGAAACCAAUGAGGUGCUGGAGAGAUGGCAGUUUGACAUCGAGUGUGACAAAUCAGCCAAGGAGAGCAGUGCUCCUAGAGAGAAGUCCAUUAAGACUAUUCAGGAUGAGAUCCGCUCAGUUAUCAGACAGAUAACAGCCACAGUUACUUUCCUGCCGCUGCUGGAGACACCAUGUGCAUUUGACCUCCUUGUGUACACAGACAAAGACCUGGUGGUUCCUGAGAAGUGGGAAGAGUCUGGGCCGCAGAUCAUCGACCAAUCAGAGGAGGUGCGUUUACGCUCCUUCACCACCUCCAUCCACAAGGUUAACAGCAUGGUGGCAUACAAGAGGACCGACUCAGCUUAAACUUCUAAACCAUGGCCCCCCCUCCCACCACCCUCCAACCAUUAUCUCCUAUAGAAAACAUUAGAUUUACAGUGCCCUGUCCUACCUCACUGUCUGUGUCUCUGUCCAGUGUUCUGUACAUGAUGAACCCAGUGUUCUCCUGCUGUCUGAUCUUCACUUUGUCUCACUUGUCCUUUGAGGAUAUAAUAGCAACCUGCUCUGUCUCUACUGAUGUAAAUAUUUCUCAUAAGCAAUGAUCUGUCUCAGGAGCAACUGUCUCUUUAUUAUUGUUUCCCCUUCCUCUCAAGUUGUCAACCUCUGUUUUAGAAGCUAGUAGUUUAUAUGUUAAACUUUUAUAAAUUGUCAAAAAUAAAUGUUUGUCACAAUG